Molecule: messenger RNA, 13373 nt
Organism: Nerophis ophidion (straightnose pipefish)
Lineage: Eukaryota; Metazoa; Chordata; Actinopteri; Syngnathiformes; Syngnathidae
Gene: kcnb1
Product: potassium voltage-gated channel, Shab-related subfamily, member 1
Exons: 3
Coding region: 343-2751 (802 amino acids)
Biological process (GO): protein homooligomerization; potassium ion transmembrane transport
Cellular component (GO): membrane; voltage-gated potassium channel complex
Molecular function (GO): delayed rectifier potassium channel activity; protein binding
Source: RefSeq, a predicted model, not a curated record
GACAACAGAAAAGAUUUCCAUCUCCUCCUCCGUCUCUAUACUCUCCUCCUAGGUUCCACUACUCCGCGUUUUUUUUCCCACGACGGCCCUAACGGUACUUGUUGAUCUUUGCUGGCCGAGGCGUGGAGCGAUGAAAGCGGCGUUGUGACGAAUGUGCGGCCGCUGCGUGGAUGUGACACGUCGGAGGAGGAGGAGAAGGAGGGCGGGGAUGGAAGGCAUCACAGCCCAGAUCUAGUGGACCAGUGACGGCGUCUUCCUUUUCAACUGCUGGAUCAUUACGGACAAGCAUGGCAGCAAGGAGGCUUGGUUGAGGUCGAGCCGCUUCCUGCUUUGGCGCUCACGAUGGAGAAGUCGUUGGCAGAGUUCACCAAAGUGGGUUCUCAGUCCACGUCUUCGCUCCCGCAGGAUCCAGCAGACGCGGUGCGCAGUAAAACAUGUUUGCAGAGGGUCCGCCUGAACGUGGGCGGCCUCCCUCACGAGGUCCUGUGGAGGACCCUGGAGCGCCUCCCUCGGACGCGGCUGGGAAAGUUGCAGGACUGCAGCAGCCACGAGUCGCUGAUGGAGGUUUGUGACGACUACAACACGGAGGACAACGAGUUCUUCUUCGACCGACAUCCCGGCGCCUUCACGUCCAUCCUCAACUUCUACCGCACGGGCAAACUGCACAUGAUGGAGGAGAUGUGCGCUCUGUCCUUCAGCCAAGAGCUGGACUACUGGGGCAUCGACGAGAUCUACCUGGAGUCCUGCUGCCAGGCCAGGUACCACCAGAAGAAGGAGCAGAUGAACGAGGAGCUCAAAAGGGAGGCGGAUAAUUUGAAGGACCGUGAUGGCGAAGAAUUCGACAACACGUGUUGUGCCGAGAAACGGAAGAAACUGUGGGACCUUCUGGAAAAGCCCAGCUCGUCUGUUGCUGCAAAGAUCCUGGCCAUCAUCUCCAUCCUCUUUAUUGUGUUGUCUACCAUCGCCUUGUCCCUCAACACUCUACCAGAGCUUCAGGACACAGAUGAGUUCGGUCAGUCCACUGACAAUCCUCAGCUGGCCCACGUGGAAGCAGUGUGCAUCGCCUGGUUCACCAUGGAGUAUCUUCUCCGCUUCCUCUCAUCGCCCAACAAGUGGAAGUUCUUCAAAGGUCCUCUGAACGUCAUCGACCUGCUGGCCAUUCUGCCUUACUAUGUCACCAUCUUCUUGACGGAAUCCAACAAGAGCGUGUUGCAGUUUCAGAAUGUGCGUCGCGUUGUCCAAAUAUUUCGGAUCAUGCGAAUCCUUCGUAUUCUGAAGCUCGCUCGCCACUCCACAGGGCUUCAGUCUCUAGGCUUCACCCUCAGGAGAAGCUACAACGAGCUGGGCCUGCUCAUUCUAUUCCUGGCCAUGGGCAUCAUGAUCUUUUCCAGUCUAGUGUUCUUUGCAGAGAAGGAUGAGGAGGACACCAAGUUUAAAAGCAUUCCGGCUUCUUUCUGGUGGGCGACCAUCACAAUGACCACAGUCGGUUAUGGAGACAUCUACCCAAAGACUCUGCUGGGCAAGAUAGUAGGGGGUUUGUGCUGCAUAGCUGGAGUGCUGGUGAUAGCGCUCCCCAUUCCAAUCAUUGUCAACAACUUCUCUGAGUUCUACAAGGAGCAGAAGAGACAAGAAAAAGCUCUGAAACGCAGAGAAGCCCUGGAGAGAGCAAAGAGAAAUGGUAGCAUUGUCUCCAUGAACUUGAAGGAGGCGUUUGCCCGUAGUGCAGAACUGAUGGACGUGGUGGUGGAAAAGAAUGAGAGGUCUCAUGAUAACCACCUCUCACCCAAUCGUUGGAAGUGGACGCCGAAGAGAGCAACAUCAGAAACCAGUUCCAACCGCUCCUUCAACACGCAACACUUAGGAUCGCCUGAGAAGAAUCAGGACUGCAGUCCUCAAAAGUUGAACGUUCAUAAGCUGGAGGAGAUGUACGCCCAAAUGGCCAAGACUCAGUCACAGCCAAACCUCAACGCUAAAAACAGAGCUUCCAGGGUCGGAAAGUCAAGAGAUGAGAUCGAGCUUGGCGCCAUGCAGGAUCACCGUCCAUCAAUGAUGGCAACCAGAGAAGGCGUCAGCGACAUGAAGAGUCUGUCCAGCAUCGACAGCUACAUCAGCUGCGCUACCGACUUCCAGGAGAACCUGCGAUACCCUCAGAGUUCACCGUUGGACCUUUGCCAUAGUAACAGUCCGACUGUAACUUGGUCACAGCACACCUUCGGUGCGCCCACAAUGACACCCACCACUGUCACCAAACCCUCCUGCUCGGAAAAUGCGAGAAAAUUCUUAUUCUCCAGCAACGCAUCAAGAAGCUUCUUCUCCAAGGAAAGCUGCCGCAACGACAAGGCGUCCGGACCGUCGCCGCUGUCGGACAACUCCGUCCUGUCUGACCACUCUUUGCUCAGCCCCCAAGUGUCCGUCUACACAACAGCCAGCAGCAGGACCCCGCCCAAGUCUCCAGAGAGUGCCGCCUUGGCCCCCACCGUCUUCACCUUCCACGACUCUUCGAUCAGCAAGUACAUCGACGCUGACACGGACGAUGACGAGCACCUGCGAGACAUCUCUGGCGCCAGUCCCACGGAUCGCCUGCUGAGCGGCUCCAGUCCAAAGCGCAGCAUUAACAUCAACUACCAACGAGGAAGCAACCAUCUAGAAGCAGCACACAAGAUGCUGGCACAAAACUGCCUGUUCCCGCGUGAGGGAACGUGCGGACUUCCUCACGAGAACCAUGUGGGACCAGAGGUGGGACGCAGGUAAAAAAAAUAAAUCAAAAUACUUUGGACAAAAGCCACUGAGUGUUGAGGUUGGAACUACGAAGAAGAAUGUUCUGGAAACAUCCAACCAGAGACACAAAGUCUCACCUUAUGAACAUGAAAACCACAGAGGACGACUCUGGGAGUAAAACUAAGAACUUCACUGCCCCUUUUCGACUCAUUCCAAUUAUUCCGCAAGACAGAAAUGUAGCCAGCAGGUCACAUGACGAUCGCACGACAUGUGCUUGUUAAGUCCUCUCUACCCACAAAACACUUUUUGUAGUCUUAACGAUCCAGGAGAGCUAAAAAACCUUCAAGCGGCUUCUUCUCGCUCUUCAUUCCCAAACCUGGCCUUAGUCAUCUUCAUCUGUGGAUGUGAGCGUGCAUGUGAGGAUGACUGCCGAAGGACGAUAAUUCAUGUAAAGAUUGUCCAAGCUGAUUUAUUUUUUAUAGCUAAGAGCAAAGUAGAUUUGUCAUAAUCAACGCUAACGGUUGCUAAGGCUUCGAAUACGAGAUCAUUCGUCUGAAGCUUCAGUAUUUUGUCACAUGACAUUUCAACACCAUCACUGUUAGCUGAGUCGUUCAUGUAACAUGACGGAAAUAACAGUUCUUUAUUGUUUUUAUAUUUAACAAUACGCACACAGGCCACUUUAUUAGGUACACCUGCACAAUUCAAUAUAGUGGUCGACUCGAUGCAGCGCAAGCUCUGAAGGUGUCAGGAAGUGUUGUUUACCAAAUUUCUACUACUUAAGUACACACUUGAAAUUACACAUUUGAAUCAUGUCAUAACAUCAUAUUAAUUAGGAGGAUGCCACCUUGUGGACAGAGGGAAAACAACAAGCUUCUUCUUCCUUGUAAUUCAGGACAAACACGCCAAAUGUACAAAAAAACAACUAAAAAUAUCAAAUCAUUUCAAGUGUAAUCAAAUGGAUGAUUGUAUGAAAUGCACUUUAUAAAAUAACAAUGCUCACUUUUGAUCAUGAAUCUGUUGUGUACAUUUGGCAUCUCGAUUAGAUCAUUAAAAUAUUGCAAACAAGCGUUAGUAUCAUAUAACAAGUUACAUAGAUAUAUUAAGUAUCAUAUAACAACUUACAUAAAUAUAUUAAUAGCGACUGGUCCAGGGUGUGGCCUGCCUUCCGCCCGAAUACAGCUGAGACAGGCUCCAGCACCCCCCCCCGCAACACCGAAAGGGACAAGCGGUAGAAAAUGGAUGGAUAUAUGAAUUAUAUUAUAAAUACAUGUUUUACCAGCUGCCUAUCUACUGUUACAUACUCUCUGUUACACAUUUCAAAACUGGAAGUGAAUAAACUAUCCAUAUAGACAAGAAAAAAGGUAGAAUUAAUUAGGUUUUGCUUCUCUGCUCCUUAUAAAAAAUGUUGGAUUGUUGAAGUUUGAUUUACUGCAAUGCCCGAUAAAACUAAUACACUAAUACAUAACUUCAUGCUGCGACUACACUUACAGCACUAAGUGUUUUCGCCAUUAUUGCAGAGUUUUCGAUUAAUUUCUGUAAAGAAAGUAUUUAGUGGCUGAAUACUAACCAUAUCUUCUGGACUAUACAGCGCACCUGGAUAUAAGCCGCACCCACUACAUUUUAGAAGAAAACCUAUUUUUCCAUUUAUUAGCCGCACUUGACUAUAAACUGCUGAUAGAUACUCUGUGAAAUGAGGUAUUUAGAUUUUGUAAAGUUCAUUUACAUACCUUAAUUGUUUCCAAACUGUGUCUGUAACACAGCAGUAUCAGGAGUCGUCUGAACAGGAUUCAUCGUCAUGGACCCACUAAACAGACUCAAUGAGUCUACGGUGACGUUUGGGUGAAUUUACAAAACUGAAACAAUACAAAGAGAAUGCCAUUGUUGGUUAAUAAUACUAAUAAAAACAUUUGUACUUGUGUUAGCAUGGUAGCUAGAGCUAACAACGCUAGCUUCAUUACAUUACCAUAGCACAUACAAAUAUGCACGAAAACACUAUGACAGACAUUACACAUGGGACGGUUUAGUAAGUAAAAAAUUGUUUUAGUUAUGCUGUAAAACUUACAAACGUUGCUGGGAGUCGGAUAGAAACGAAUAGAAACUCUGUAGAAGACUGAACUGUACUCCAGUAAGUUUGAAAAAAAGUCUAAAUAGAAGGGUAAUGCAGCACCUGCAGCACCUGCAGUGAGCAAUUUCGUCCAAAAGAUGGCGCCACAGCACACACAAUAAAACACUUAUUCUGUUUUGUUUUUUUGUUUUUUUAAUAACUGUUUACUUCAUGCACAACCUUAAAGGCCUACUGAAACCCACUACUACCGACCAUACAGUCUGAUAGUUUAUAUAUCAAUGAUGAAAUAUUAACAUUGCAACACAUGCCAAUACGGCCGGGUUAGUUUACUAAAUUGCAAUUUUAAAUUUCGUGCGAAGUAUCCUGUUGAGAACGUCGCGGUAUGAUGACACGUGCGCGUGACGUAAUGGAUUGUAGCAGACAUUUUGAUCCUGCACCGAUCACAGCUAUAAGUAGUCUGCUUUAAUCACAUAAUUACACAGUAUUCUGGACAUCUGUGUUGCUGAAUCUUUUGCAAUUUGUUCAAUGAAUUAUGGAGAUGUCAAAGAAGAAAAAUGUAGGUAGGAAGCGGUGAAUUGCAGCCGCCUUUAGCAACACAAACACUAACGGUGUUUCCUAGUUUUUAUUCGGCUCUUACCGUAGACAUGAGCGGAGAGGAUGCGUCGUUUCUCCUGCAGCUGUGGACUCUCUUGCCUCCUCCCACCAGCCGCCACCGACCGUUGGAUGCUUACUCCGUAGAAGGGGAAAAAAAAAUCUCAGCCCGGCUGCCUUGACUCGUCAAGAAACGUGGCUUACCUCGGAAACACUGGCGGUCACCAUACUCGUGGCCAAACCCCUCCGACUUUCAGGUACCAUAUAAUCUCACUAAAACGCUAGUCCUUCACUGUCACUUUCCUCAUCCACAAACCUUUCAUCCUCGCUCAAAUUAAUGGGGAAAUCGUCGCUUUCUCGGUCCGAAUCGCUCUCUUUGCUGAUGGCCAUGAUUAUAAACAAUGUGAGGAUGUGAGGAGCUCCACAACCCGUGACUUCACGCGCACAUCGUCUGCUACUUCCGGUACAGGCAAGGCUUUUUUAUUAGCGAACAAAAGUUGCGAACUUUAUCGUCGAUGUUCUCUACUAAAUCCUUUCAGCAAAAAUAUGGCAAUAUCGCAAAAUGAUCAAGUAUGACAGAAUGAACCUGCUAUCCCCGUUUAAAUAAGAAAAUCACAUUUCAGUAGGCCUUUAAAAGCAUUUAGUGUAUUGGUAUAUGGGAUUAAACUGUGGAAUAGAUUCAGUAAAGAAUCUAAACAAUAUACUAUCAUGAGCCAGUUUAAGAAACGGUAAAAGCAGAUGUUUUUUACUAAUUAUACUAAAGAACUGUUGAAGCACAGUGACUAAUAUUACAAUCAUAUACUCAUUGUGGUACUGGUUAGAAUAUGAAUGAGUUCCUCUUUACUCUAAUUUAAUCCUGAAUUAUUUUCACUUUUGUAUAUCUCGCUUCCUUUUAUUUUUGUUUUUAUUUUUAUCUCUGCUGCUUUCGGCACAGUGGUGGGACCGGACAAACCUUGCCUUUUCUCACACCUUUUUGACGGUUAAUCAUUUAAUAGCUGUCCAUCAGCGAAGAAAAAUACAUAAAUGAGCUGCACGGUUUCACAAACCGCAGGGUUCAAAGCCUAGGAAAAAAGUAGCUGUUUAUAAUCCGAAAUUUACAGUACAUACAUUUAACAUUUUUUAUAAGUCCUCCACAUGGGUUUCACACACAUUUUUAAACUUCAAUAGGUACUUAAAUAAUGUAUUUAAAUAUAAAUGUACUUAAUGGUACUUAAGUAUCCAUGAUGUAGUAGUAGUAAGUGAACUGUGAAGUGUGGCGGGCAAACUGUUCGACACAAACACUGUAUGUGCUAAAAAGUAUUUAGAUUGCAAAACUAUUUUUCAAAUGAUUUGAUCAAGUUACAGCGCCAUGAGCUUAACUUCAUAAAUUAUUGUGAAAACAAGGUGUCACCAAAAUUAAAUUACUACUCCACUUUAACUUUUAGACAAUGUAAGUCCACAUUUAACGGUUAAUAAUGAAUAGGUUUGUGUUCUCUGACUAAUUUCACUUGAUCAAAACUUUUCUAACAUUCCAUAAGAAUGUAGGAUUCCUGCGGAUAUCGUAUUAUUCGAUCAAUAUUUGCAUCGGCGGAUACUUUAGGCUGUGAUAUCGGUAUCGUUUAGGUGGGAAAAGUUGUAUUGAGACACAAUUAUGAGUAAAAAUAUUUGUAAAAUUGUUAUAUUUUGGAAAAACUGCCUUAAAGCUGGGAACAACGGAUCGAGCAGAUAAAUACAAAAAUAGAUACUGUACCUCAUCAAGCAUUUCAGCUUUUAAAAAAAGGAAAAGGCGUAAAUGUGAUCUGCGUUUGUGUAGGUGUACCUAAUGAUGUGGCUUAAUCUAAACCCACCAGCUGAUCAUCACUAAAGUUUAAACAGUAGCAAAUGUUCAGCAUGCAUUGGCCUGCUUUUGAGCGAUGGAAAGUACAGUAGGAGGCUGUACUGUGGGUGAUAAUAAUGAUGAUAUUGUACAGUCAAAUUAAGGAUGUAUACAUCAUUGUAUUGAUUAUUUGUACUCAUUUCAACUGCACAUGAGCUGUAACACAAUAACACACACAAACUGAAACAUACAAUACUGUACAUGCAGAUACAGUGUAUAUACAUAUAUACAUGUAUGCAUACAUUUAAAGGGGAACAUUAUCACCAGACCUAUGUAAGCGUCAAUAUCUGCCUUGAUGUUGCAGAAAAAAGACCAUAAGUUUUUUUAACCGAUUUCCGAACUCUAAAAGGGUGAAUUUGGCGAUCUAAACGCCUUUCAAUUGUUCGCUGUCGGAGCGAUGACCAUUUUCUCAAACACAUUACACACACAAGUCAAUUUAACUCUGUUAUUUUACGUUGUUUCGACUGUUUUCCGUACCUUUGAGACAUCAUGCCUCGUCAUUGUGUUGUCGGAGUGUGUAACAACACGAUCAGUGACGGUUUCAAGUUAAUUUACGUGGAGUGUGCAUCGAUUAGCACGGCCUGCUAAUCGAUGCUAACAUGCUAUUUAGGCUAGCUGUAUGUACAUAUUGCAUCGUUAUGCCUCAUUUGUAGCUAUAUUUGCAUCCAGCCUUUCCCUCCACCCACAUUUAAUGCCAAACAAACGCAUACCAAUCGACAGAUUUAAGUUGCACCAGUGUCAAAAGAUGCGAAAGUCCCUCGUUUGGUCUGCACAUUUUACCGGCGAUUUUACGACAGACACGGCACAGAGAUGUGUGGAUAUCCUGCGACACUCAAAGCAGAUGCAUUUCCAACGAUAAAGUCAACAAAAUCACAAUGGUGAGUUUUAUUGAUGUUAUUGACUUAUGUGCUAAUCAGACAUAUUUGGUCGCGGCAUGACUGCCAGCUAAUCGAUGCUGACAUGCUAUUUAGGCUAGCUGUGUGUACAUUUGUAGCUAUAUUUGCAUCCAGCCUUUCCCUCCACCCACAUUUAAUGCCAAACAAACACUUACCAAUCGACGGAUUUAAGUUGCUCCAGUGGUCAAAAGUAGCAAUCGUUGGUUAGAAGGCGAUCGCCGAAUAGCUUUAAUGGCUAUUCGCUCAAUAGCUUCAGUUUCUUUUUCAAUUUCGUUUUCGCUAUCUGCCUCCAAACUCCAACCAUCCGUUUCAAUACAUGCGUAAUCUGUUGAAUCGCUUAUGCCGCUGAAAUCCGAGUCUGAAUCCGAGCUAAUGUCGCUAUAUCUUGCUGUUCUAUUCGUCAUGUUUGCUUGUAUUGGCAUCACUAUGUGACGUCACAGGAAAAUGGACGGUGUAUUUACAGAUAGCGAAAAUCAGGCACUUUAAAGCCUUUUUUCGGGAUAUUCAAUGAUGGGUAAACUUUGGAAAAAAACUUCGAAAAAUAAAAUAAGCCACUGGGAACUGAUUUUUAUUGGUGUUAACCCUUCUGAAAUUGUGAUAAUGUUCCCCUUUAAAUAUGUAUGUAUGCUAUAUAUACAGUAUACCUGCUUCUAAGUCGGUAUACCUAGAUGCAGACAGUCGCCAUGGCUUGGUUGCCAUGGUGACCGUUGUUCAGCCUGUUCAUUGGGGUAGGAAGGUCUGACGUCCUGUACAAGAACACACAUGCACACACAUGUGUCUAUGUCCCGUUUAUGUAGCACACUUUGAAUUGUGUUUCUUCGUCACACAGCAAUAUUCAAAUAAAUAUUGUGGUAUUAGGAGAGUAAUGAUGCACUUUAAUGUCUCAUGCAUCAAAAAAUGCCUUUAAAGACGUACAGCCCUUUAAGAGAAACCAGUAAAGAUGCAUAUAAUUUACCAGAACCAUGAAAACAAUGACAUCUCACAUUGUGUCUUGUUUUUUUUUUUGAGUACAUUGAAGAGUGCUUGAAUGUGAAAGGAAUAACAAUGAGUGUGUAACUCUGCGUAUGUGUUUGUGUGUUCGAGAGUUACAGUGAAGGAUAGUGUGACUCAAAAAAAAAAAAUCAUGUCUAAGCCUCCCCACAUUGAUGGCAUCCCAGUGAAGUACUAAUAAAUAUAGUACAUACUAUAUAUAAAUAUGAAUUAUUUUUGUACCCCUCAUCUUUGUGGCGCCCCUUGAAGAAUGUCACUCUCAGCAAUUAGUAAUGUUAAAAGCAGCAACUAUUGUGUGUCCAUUUUUAUUCAAGCACAAACUGAAUGCAACUAAUAAUUUCUGAAAACGUUUAGCUGGAAAUGACACAAAGUAGCAAUAAAGUUACUUUUUAUACAUUUACAAAAAGAUCCAUUCUAAACAUGGACCACAUGCAGCAGCUUGAGAAAAAUUAAGAAACAUAAAAGCUUUUGUUUUUCAAUUUGUCUAUUAAUUUUUUAUCCGCUAACUUAGUUAUGUAAAAACUAUGAACUCAUAUUCACUUCUUAAUGUGAAGUAAGGUGAAGAAAAAGCAGCAGCUUCAAAACAUGAAGAAAAGCUUAUUUUCCCGACAUGCUAAGCUAAGAUAAAAGGAUUUGUUUUAUUGAUACUUUUAAAUAUUAAACACAUUCUGGGGUGAACAGAAAUGAUGCAGCAGAAAAACUUUUUUUCAGGAAGUUGUGGAUAAUAAUAAUCAGAAUAUUAAUAGGUUCGGAUUAUAUUCCCCUCCGUGAUCAGUAGAUAUAUCUGUAAUGAGAAAGAAUAACAUGAUUGUAUAAAACUUGUUUUUUCAUACUGAAGAAAAGAAAAAUCUUUAAAAUAGUUGUUUUAGUGUAAAAUUAAUACCUUGAACAACUUCUUAGUCGUUUGUUGCUUUUUUUGUUUCAUUUUCAAGCUAAAAGAAAAUUAAUGGAAUGUUUGUUUUUCCGAUCAAUUGAAUACUUGAUGAAAAAGCACACACAUUCCCACUAAUGUAUGAAAAUAACAAUGUAUUUCAUUUCCAACAAAGAAAGGUAAUAUUUCAUAAGUAUAACAUAUCAUUAAGACCAUCUUAUUGAUGAUAACCCAUAGUACUUAUUCAUGAUAAAUACUUCUGUCAUUCACCUUGAUUUUCACAGACUUCUAAUGCAUGAAUUCUAUGUGCAAAAGUCAAGGCCAGUGUAUGUUCAACAUUUUAUUGAUUACUGAAGAUUACCAAUCAGUUUCAUCAUUUUUUGUCCAAUCACAGAAACAGUCAGGGAUUAUUUGAUGACAAUCAAUAUUUCAAUAAAACAUGUUUUGUCACAUGAAUUUGAAAACAUUUUACACAAAAUAGCACUAAAUAACAUAUAUAUUAUUAUUAUAUCAUACUCUGCAUUUUAUUUCAAGUAACCAAAAUCACAUCUUUAGUUUUCCACUGAUUUUGUUGCACAAUCUUAUCAAAUGUUUCUUGCUACUUAAUGAACAUAUAUUAUCGUUUCAGAUUUGAAUUAUUCUGUUAAAUUUGGCGACAUAAAAACUACAUUCAUGUUCCGGAUAUGACAUUGUUUAAGGUGACUUUAUAGCCCACACUCAAGAGCAGAAAAAGUGAAAUGUUACAGAUUUGAAACGUUCAAAACUUUUAGGCUGCACUCACACUUUGCUGCGCUUGAGAUGAACCCUGGUGCGUAACGCUUAGUUUGGUCGAGUGCGCACCAAACAAGCCGACUGACACCGCUUGAGAGACGUCUCUUGGUCCGCUUGUAAGGGGAACUCUGGUGCGGUUUGCUUCACUCAAGGUCAAAUGCGAAGGCUAAACAGACCAAAGACAUGGAGAAGUGUUAAAAUGACAGACAUGAAAAAUGUAUGUGCGUGCGACAACUCUGUCAAAGUAUUUUUAGUAGGUUUUCAUGAAAGCCAAGAUGCUAAAUGAAUUAAAAAAAAAGCACUUGGAUGCUUUUAGAAAUCCUGAAUCCAGAUGGUGAUCAGGAUCAGCCCUUAAAUCGGACCACUCGUUUGCUGAAGUUUUAUCAAAAUCCAUCCAUGUACUUUUGUGUUACAUUGCGGACUAACAAAACCCAGUGAAUACGUGACCUCAUGGAAGGUUAAAUUAAAUUAUGUUUGUGUUGGCUGCAAGAAGGUUCGCUCUUUGCAUUGCUCUCAGCACCUUUGUUUUGUAGCGGAAUGCAAUCAAGGGAGUGAAGCUUCUUGUCACUCAUUCACUUUCUUUCUUGUUUCUCGUUUCUGACAUUCCCCGAAUGUUUUAUGAAAAUCCUCUCAUUACGUCGCUCUACGAUUUAAACCUGGAUUAUGCUUGUUGCCUUCUUUUGUCCUAAAUGAACCAUACAAAUUAAAGAGAGGAUUAUCAAAUAAAUCCAAUUUCAUAAUUACAACGCUCACUUAUUGCAAAUGUUAAGAAAUCAGAAAACGUCAAGCUGGCAGGGGGUUUUUUGGUGGAUCGAACCGGUGUAGCGUUUAUAGCUCUGUGGCCUAGUGCAGUGCUUUUCAACCUUUUUUCAGUGAUGUACCCCCUGUGAACAUUUUUUUAAUUCAGGUACCCCCUAAUCCGAGAAAAGCAUUUUUGGUUGAAAAAAACAGAUAAAGAAGUAAAAUACAGCACUAUGUCAUCAGUUUCUGAUUUAUUAAAUUGUAUAACAGUACAAAAUAUUGCUCAUUUGUAGUGUUCUUUCUUGAACUAUUUGGAAAAGAAAAAAACUAAAAACUUGUUGAAUAAUAAACAAUUGAUUCAAUUAUCAAUCAAUCAAUCAAUGUUUAUUUAUAUAGCCCUAAAUCACAAAUGUCUCAAAGGACUGUACAAACCAUUACGACUACGACAUCCUCAGAAGAACCCACAAAUUAUAAAUAAAGAUUUCUACACAUAGAAGUAAUCAUCAACUUAAAGUGCCCUCUUUGGGGAUUGUAAUAGAGAUCCAUCUGGAUUGAUGAACUUAAUUCUAAAUAAUUCUUCACAAAAAAAAUAAAUCUUUAACAUCAAUAUUUAUGGAACAUGUCCACAAAAAAUCUAGCUGUCAACACUGAACUUUAUUGCAUUUCUUUUCACAGUUUAUGAACUUACAUUCAUAUUUUCUUGAAGUAUUAUUCAAUAAAUAUAUUUAUAAAGGAUUUUUGAAAUGUUGCUAUUUUAGAAUAUUUUUAAAAAAUCUCACGUACCCUUUGGCAUACCUUCCAGUACCCCCAGGGGUACGCGUACCCCCAUUUGAGAACCACUGGCCUAGUGGUUAGAGUUUUCACCCUCAGAUCGGUAGGUCAGGAGUUCAAACCUUAGUCACACCAAAGACUAUAAAAAUGGGACCCAUUACCUCCUUGCUUGGCAGUCACCAUUAAAGGUUGAAAUUGGGGGUUAAAUCACCAAAAAUGAUUACUGAGCGAGGCCACCUCUGCUGCUCACUGCUCCCUCACCUCCCAGGGGGGAUCAAGGGUGAUGGGUCAAAUGCAGAAAACAAAUUCACCACACCUAGUGUGUGUGUGACAAUCAUAGGUACUUUAACUUUAAAUUAUUGUCAAUAACUACAUUUUUAAUUACCCGCAAAUAACCGAUUUACUGUAUUUGAGUUAUGUAAUAUUCAUUCAAUCAAGUCGUCGUGUUUAUCGCAGACUUUGAGAGAUGUGAACGCUAUCACGUAACAAGUUUGUUUUGUAAAAUGUUAGCAGCAGCUAAAGUGUGAACGCAGCCUACUUUCCAUUAUAGCCCAUUAAAGUACAGGAUGUAUUGUAAUGUACUGUAUACAGUACAGUAGAAUACAGAGCGUAGUGUAUUGUACAAUAUAAUACAGUACCAUGUGUAUAGUGGUGUACUAUGCAGUGCAGUGCAUACAGUACAUUAUAGUCCAUCUUUCCAGGAGAAGCGAAAAGAAAAAGCAUGAAGUGAAAAGAAAAAGUGACAACAUAACUUCUAUUUUUCUACGCGUUAAAGCUCUCAGUGGAAUCCAGCCCAACUUUGCCUAAGCCAUCAGUCUUUGUAAAAAAAAGAAAGUACAAAGAUGGAAGAAAACUCUUCUAAAAUGUUGUUUGUAGGUCCCAGCUUUUCUGUUUUGUACAAACCAAGACAAUACAUUUCUACCCGUUGACUUUCUAUGCUGUAGUUUGUGUAUCAAUGUGUUGUUGCUGCAUGUCGUAUUGUUGUGGCCGCUGAUGACUCACACGGCGCCAUCUUGUCUUGUAAGGAACUUAAAAAGUGUGUCAACGUCCUCAAAUGUUUCUAUUUCUCCUCCCGACGAAAUAAAGCAGAUCACUUUACAUUUU